Scaptodrosophila lebanonensis is the source of this 2950-nucleotide messenger RNA. RefSeq names its product A-kinase anchor protein 17A (gene Xe7). Bases 350 to 2839 code for a protein of 829 amino acids. Lineage: Eukaryota; Metazoa; Arthropoda; Insecta; Diptera; Drosophilidae. The record is from RefSeq and is a predicted model, not a curated record. The transcript has 9 exons.
UAGAAAGAGUUUUCCGUGCUUUUCAUUAGUUUUUUUUCCACGUUAAUAAAAAGUCAAAACCUUUGUUAGUUUUAAGUAGUAUAGUUAGAUUGGGGUUCGCGUUUUACAUACCUACUCACCGACGGACACGCAGUUGCACAUACUCGAAUAUUGUAUUAGGAGCCAGAAGCAGACAGACGGGCGGUCAUGUACAUACAUACACUCAUAUUUCAUUUGCCCACAAUUACACAUACACACAUAACGUUUGAGAUUAGGUGUAUCACUACUUCUAAUUUUUGUAAUUUUAAGUACAUAUAAUCAUUUUUUCAUAUUUUACUUUGUAUUGUAACCUAAUACGAACGCCUUUAAAAUGACAAACAUUCAGAAUAUAGAAAAUGUGGCCGACUGCAGCCCACUAUACCUGCCACAUAGCUUGUAUCUCAAACCGUUAGCGAAAAUGGAAAUCUCCGUUGCAUUGCCAGCAAUUAAAACGGGGAAAUCCAUAUCAAAUUUAGAGAUAAUGGAUAAACUGAGCGCUGAGCUCAAGCCGGACAAGUUUCUGGUCCUGAAGGUCUCUAAGAGCACCCUAAAUUACAUACGCUUCGAGGCCGAGAUGGAACAACGCAAACACUUGCGUGUAGCCAUUGAACGCCUUGAUGGUGCAUCUUUGCGACUGUCCAGCUUCAGUGAAUCGUUCCGAGUUCGCUGCACCGAGGCGAAAGAUGAGUUCCCUACACGCCAUGACUGGGACUCAUACUUUCGUGAUGCCCGAAAUAUGGACGAGAUGAAGGCUGGAGAAAGACCUGAUACUAUACACCUGACACAUUUGCCCAUUCGCUGGUUUUGUCCACGACACUCCGAGCAUGACGAGAACGUAAAACCGAGCGAAAGCAUUUUCAAGCGCAUUUUUGAAAAGUAUGGACGUGUGCGCGCUGUGGAUAUACCGAUAUGCGAUCCGUAUCGCAAGAGCAUGGGCGCUGAUAUCAAUGGCAUGAGAACCUUCAGCUUUGAGCAGGAUGUGCUUUUUGAAGCGUAUGUGCAAUUCGAGGAAUACUCUAGUUUUGUUCGAGCAAUGGACGAAAUCCGUGGCACAAAAUUGGUGCGGAAAUUUUUGGACAAAACUCAAGCCAUAAAUAUUAUUGUGAACUUUGAUAAGGAAAAGCAUCUCAGCGAUUCGCACAUACAGCGACGUGAGCGCAUCCGUAAAAGAAUGAUUCUUAAGGCGCAGGCGGAGGACGAGGAGCGGGAACGGAAGAAGAAACAGGAGGCGGAGCAGUUGGAACGUGAAAGGCAAAAGCAAGAACAAUUGAAAUUAGCCGAAUUGGAAAAACAGCGAGAGCGCGAAGAGAAGCGCAAAGAAAAGCAUCUGAAAAAGAUCCAGGAGCGCGGUCAGGUUGAAAUAUCACAAAAGAUACGCAUCGAGGAGCGUAAGCUAAUGAUCGCCCAGCGCAAAUUAGAAAGCAUACGCAUACUAGAGCAGGUUUUUGAGCGCAUUCAGCUAAAGGAGAAAUCAAAGCAGCGGUCACGUCAUCAACACGACAAGCAUCAUGAUGACUCGAAAGAUUUACAACGCGGCCGUCUGGUGGAAAAGUAUAAAACAGCCACCGAGAAGUUGGUUUGUGAUCAACGCAAAAUCGUGCAAGAAAUUAAGAGCAAAACCCCAUUAAUGGGACUGCUGAAGAGCAAGACUAGAAAGAGCAAUGCCAACAAUAGCAGCAGCGAUGACGAGGAUGCAGAGGAUACCACCAAAAAACACAAGAUUAAGAAUGGCACCUCCAACUCAAAUGCUGGAGAACAGGCUAAUGUAGCAGGAAUUGGAGCUGUGCCACCAGUUCCCGCAGCUGCUGCACAACAGGUCCUGAAUCCCUUCAAGGCUGUGGCUGCUCUCGCCGCUGGCGCUGUGCCUGCUGCUGCCACUGCUGCCUAUACCGCUGAGGCAGCCAACGAGUGGAUGCAGUCGCUGUCUAUGUUUGGUUAUGGCAUGCCAGGUGUGUUUCCUGGAGCUCUCUAUCGUCCACCGUUACCUUUCCCGGUCUCGAGUAACUAUCGCGGCUUUGCACCACGUGCUCGUGGACGUGGUCGCGGCCGUGGUAGCCGAGGCGGACGUGGCGGUUACGAUGGCCACUCUUCCUCCUAUUAUAACCCUCGCCAUUACGAUGGCGAUCGCUAUGAUGACGACGAGGGCGGAGAUAGUUACUAUCACAGAUCGAACAGAAAUCGUUCACGCUCCAGCUCCUAUUCACGCAGUCGUUCGCGUUCCCGUGGACGCCGACGCUCUCACUCUCGUAGUCGGAGCCGUUCGUAUUAUCGCAAGUCUUCAUAUUCAUCCCGUUCAAGACGUAGUCGCAGUCGUUCGCAUUCGCGAAGUCGCAGCAAAACUCCAGCGCAACGCAAUAAUCGCAAAUUGGCGUCCACACGCCGCUCACGUUCAACUUCGUACUCACGUUCACGCUCACGGUCGCAUUCAUACGUUCGCUCCAAACGAUCCACUUCAAGAAGCGGAGGCAGAAACCGCCGCAGCCGUAGUCGUAGCAGUCGAAGAAGCAGUCGCAAUCGAAGCACUUCAUCCAAACGUCUGGUUCUGGAAACGGACAAGCUUGUCCGCUCGGCCGAGCAUAUUCAACGCACCAUAGAGCAGCAUACCAAGGAUCGGAUGCGUGAAGAGGAACGUGAGAUUAAGCAAAACUUUCGCCAUCGAGGAAAUAGUUCCAACAAGCUCUAUGAUAAUCACGUGGAUGUUGAGGUGCCUGAACAAUAUGAUACUAUAAAGACGAAAGAUACGGACAAAUCAGGCAAUGCCAGCGAACGCUCUGAUAGCCAGAGCAAUCGUAAAAGCCGCCGAAAUUCCCUGGCGGCAUAGUUUAUUGAUUAUUUAUAUAUUGAUUAUUUGAUUAAAAAUGACUAUUAUUCUCAGUUUUGUUCGAACAAAUAAAUUUUAAUGUUCCAACUUCUGUGGAACAUUGAAAACCAA